UUGCCCUCACAUUCAUAUACAUCCAUCGCGCUCUCUCUCUCUUUCUCUCUUCCUUUCUUUAUUUACUUUCUCUCUCCGCUACACUGUCUUCCAACUCAUCACUCAGCAAUAAUCCCCAAAACCCAGGAAGCAUUGAAUUGAAGAAUGAAGAGGUGAUCACCUUUUUAAAGUCCCUUGAAAUCUGUGAUUUUAGUUUGGAGUUUUGCGUAGGCACAGAAGGGUAGUUUCUGGGUUUUCACAACACUUUUGUGUUGCCUUUUUUUGGUUGGUGUUUUCUGGGGGAUUUCUACUACUGAACUAGUCAGGGCACCCAUUUGAGAAAAACUUUGAAAAAAGGAUUUUCUUUUCGAAGGUUAUUCUCUUACACUUUUUUUUUUUAACCAUUUUGAUUCCCAAGGAAGCAAUUUUUUUUUCCUCAAAAACAAACAGUCCUUUUUGUUCUUAUCUAUAUAUUGUGGGAGGCGGGUUUUUGUUGUUCAAGUUUUUUGAGUUGGGUUUUUGGGAGCUAAUAAGCAAUGGCUAGUGGGUAUUCAAUGAGAGAUGAAGAUUUUCAAGAAGAAGAUGUGUGGGGCGUUAUGAAGGAAAGAUCAGAAGAUUUAAGCCCAAAGGCGAGAAAAGUGAGGGACUACUCAUUUGGUUCAACAUCUACUCCAAGAAUGAUCAUCCCAAGGGCUAACAACAGUGAGGCAAAGAUGGCUCAUCAGCAAUCAUCAGCUCCUGUGAACAUCCCUGACUGGUCAAAGAUUUAUAGGAAGAACAACAAGAACUCAAAGAAAGGUUCAUGGGUUGAUGAUGGUGGUGAUGAUGGAGAUGAUGUUGAUGAUUAUGAUUAUGAUUAUGAUGAUGAGAUGGUCCCACCACAUGAAUAUGUUGCCAAGAAGCUUGCAAGAAGUCAGAUCUCUUCACACUCCAUGUGUGAAGGGAUUGGAAGGACCCUCAAAGGAAGAGACCUCAGCAAAGUUAGGAAUGCCAUCUUAACCAAAACUGGUUUCUUAGAGUGAUCUCUCUCUGCCUAUAGCACUACCACCGUCUUCAUCAUCAUCACCAUCAUUAUCAUCAUCACUAUCAUCAUCAUCACCAUCAACAUCAUUUUGUGGAAUCAUAACCACCAUUGAAUCAUCUUCAUAUGUCAUUGUCAUCAUGUUCAUCAUAAUCUUCAUCCUCUGCCAGUAAGGGUCCCAUUUAAUCAUUUUUUUUUUUACUUUUACCAUUAAUUAUUACAUAUAGCAGCAUGUAACAGCAAUGGUAGAGGGCCCAAAUUUUGUGGCUCAAAUGUGGUUCAAAUGGCUAAAACGACGUCGUUUUGAGUACAAAACAACAUCAAAAUGGCCAAAGCGACGUCGUUUUAGCCAUUUAAGCCAUAUUUGAGCCACAGAAUUAGUACCCCAAACAUUUCUCAGCAUUGUACUGGGGUGGGUAGAGCUAUAUGGCAUUGGAGUUUAAAAGUUGUCAGAGCUGCUAUUUUUGAGUUUUGGAUUUUUUUUCUAUUUUUCCCUUUAGGGGUAAAAAGAAAAAAGAAAAAAGAAAAAGAAAUCUCUUGGCAGCCUCUGAAAUUUUGUCAGGAAAUUCAAAUGUUCUAUUGCAGAUGGAAUGCAACUGUCUCAGGAUAUUUAUAUGAAGUAAAAUUAGUUUAUCAUUGCAUUUAAA
This is a messenger RNA of Camellia sinensis, 1647 nucleotides long. Its product is annotated as protein S40-6. The record is from RefSeq and is a predicted model, not a curated record. NCBI's taxonomy places the organism in Eukaryota, Viridiplantae, Streptophyta, Magnoliopsida, Ericales, Theaceae.